Molecule: messenger RNA, 183 nt
Organism: Plasmopara halstedii
Lineage: Eukaryota; Oomycota; Peronosporomycetes; Peronosporales; Peronosporaceae
Exons: 2
Coding region: 1-183 (60 amino acids)
Source: RefSeq, a predicted model, not a curated record
AUGAAGCGUGCCUUCGUGGUAGUAGGCCCCGACUCCGGUAUCUGCGAGAUGUUUGAUCUCAAGGGUGCACCAGACGCUAAUACGUUUCUAACGAUGAUAAGCUGCUUCAACCCGGAACAGUUGGAGCGGGAGCUAAGCUGUGAUGUCGCUUACUUAAUACUUCGAAGUAAAGCAUUAAGAUGA